AUGGAACCCGUGGAAGCUUAUCAAAAUAGAAGAGAGAGUCAAACUCUUCAGGAACUUUCUCUGCUAGAAGGCGAUGUCCAUGCUAUCCACUUAGAGGGACUUCUUAUCAGAGAGAGAAUCCUUGGACCGGACAAUAUAGGAUUGAGAUACCCGAUAAGAUACCGAGGAGCUGUUUCAGCUGAAUCUAAGGAGUACGAGCCGUGUUUUGCUUUGUGGACACGAGCGAUGGAAAUAGCCAUGAGCUGCGAUGUUCCAAAGACAUACGACCUUGAGAAGUUCACAGUUUUAUUUGCAAUUAUGGGUGAAGAAGCUGGAAGUGUAGCUGCUGAGGGAAGAAGAGCAAGAUUUGUUUCUACGACAGAAAAAGGCGUAAAUGACAAUAUUAAAGAGGAAACUGCGCGGAAGGAAAUGUCUGGACAACUGAGGGAGUUGACACAGCAACUGGAAAACAUUCAAGAGCAACUAAGAAAGAGAGAUAGACAAUUAGGAGACAGAGAUGGACAACUGAGGGAGAUGACACAGCAGUUGACAAAUGCCCAGAGGCAGCUACAAGAAAGAGAGGAACAACUAAGAGACAGAGAUGGACAAGUACGAGAGAGAGAGAUGGACAACUUAGAGAGAGAGAUGAUCAAGUUAGCGAGAUGA
Molecule: messenger RNA, 645 nt
Organism: Stylophora pistillata
Lineage: Eukaryota; Metazoa; Cnidaria; Anthozoa; Scleractinia; Pocilloporidae
Product: protein fem-1 homolog B-like
Source: RefSeq, a predicted model, not a curated record